Nannochloropsis gaditana CCMP526 is the source of this 2622-nucleotide messenger RNA. RefSeq names its product protein phosphatase 2c. The transcript is spliced from 3 exons. Gene Ontology annotation, molecular function: protein serine/threonine phosphatase activity. The record is from RefSeq and is a predicted model, not a curated record. The annotation marks the transcript as partial. Gene Ontology annotation, biological process: protein dephosphorylation.
CGUAACGGAGCCAGUGUCGAGAAAAGUGAAGAUAGUACAAGGAUUGACCUGGGUGGGUGGCAAGUAUGCUCGCGGGCACGGCCCAUCCUGAGUGACCAAGAGAGGGAGGCGCUCACACAGCGCAUUGCGCACUUUUGGAGCGUACAUUUCACGGACGCUGCUUCCAUGAUGAUGGCGAGCCAUGACACCAGAAAUUACUCUGAAGUUGGCGCUGGCUGUCCCAGCACGACUGGUCAGAGCACUAGAAGUGGCAUCGGUGAAGAAGGGGCCUCUGCCUCGGGCGACCACCCAGCUGAUCUGAGCAACGCAGGCCAUAAUUUCAUUCCACUCCCCGAAAUUCUGUUUGGAAAAAGCUUUCUGGAGCUCAGACAUUCUGUUAUCCCAGGGAGGAGUGAGGAGGAAGUGCUUGGGGACUCGAAGGAGGAAAUGAGGAGCGGUGCCCUCCCAGCGACAACUGAUUUCUGGCUCCGGUUUAACACCACGGGCGCUCUCAUUUCAUGGGCUGAGCGUCACGUUGACACAAAUGAGAAAGGAAAGGUAGAAGUGAUACGAGUGCCUGAAGCAAGUAGAUGGGCGGCGGGUCAUCUAGGGGCGGGUUUGCGGCAGGUCCGGUACGACUGGGUGUUCGGGACCGACUACGAGGGAGAGCUUCUGAGGAGGGUUAGGGGGGGAGGUCAGAGGGAUAAGGUGGAGGCGGAUCCUUGCGACACCCUAUUGGACGUGGAGGAGAGAAAGGAGCGGAGCGCAGGGCUGGAGUGGGAGGUGGCCGACGCAAGCGUCAUUGACCGCUCGUUGCUGCAAUGCCGGGACCAGCCGAUUCUGUUCUACGACGAUGUCACCUUGUACGAAGACGAACUGCAUGACCACGGCGUUGUCUCGCUCAACGUCAAGGUACGCGUCAUGCCAACGUGCUGGUUUGUGCUUCUGCGUUACUUUCUUCGCGUGGACGGAGUGCUCCUCCGGAUCCGAGAUACUAGGUAUUUCCAUCGCAUGGGCCAUGAGUGGAUUGGCAAGGAAAGUAGACGGAAAGAAGUCACAUUCGCACAACUUGCCGAGGAGGGUUUGUCGACGAGGACAUCUGAAUACCGAGAUGUCAAUGCAGUGGUCGGUAUGAUCGAUUCAAUCGGCCCUCCCGCCGAUGUAUGCUACACGCGCUUGGUCCUCCACGGCAUUGCCAGGAUUAUGCGGAAAGCAUCGACGACUUCAAUACGGCUUGCUGCGCCGCAGCAGCGCGCCUUGUGUUCCCCUCCGUCUUCCUCUUCUUCCGUCCCGCAUACUGCGCUCUCAUUAUCAUCCAGCAUUUACGAUCAUCACGGUCCUCACUCCAGCACGAAUGGAAACUCCUCAACAGCCAUCUCCCUUGCCGGUGCCGUCGCUGCUAUCCUGACUCUGACCGCCCUCACUCCCUCCCGUCAAGACGCUGGCACUUUUGAUGCCCGGCCGCCUGCGCGUCCCCAACGGGUAAAGUACUCUUUGUCCACAUACUCGGGCAAUGAAUUCAUCGAGGACCGGCACGAAAUUCGGGAGAUCGUGGGCGGGGACAUCUUUUGCGGCGUCUUUGAUGGGCAUGGGGGAUGGCAGGUGGCCGAGUAUGCCUCCGUGCACCUGAGCAAGAAUCUGGAGAUCGAGUUGGCGAACAUGGGCCACCGCACCGAGUCGGAGCAGGUGAUUAAAGCCUUGGUUCGAGCUUUCGAACGGACAGACCGGGGCGUCAUCCACAAGGUGCACCACGCCUUCGAAAUUGGCUUGGGUCAUGUAGCCAAGGUCGGUGCCUGCGCGCUGGCGGUGCUGAUCAAGGGCCACCACCUGUACGUGGCCAACGCGGGGGACUGCAGGGCUGUGAUUGGGAAGCGGUCGCCCCCGCCCACGGAGAAAGCGGCCGGUGGAAAGCGGGGAAAGAAAGCGUCCCCUGUCAGCGGGACUGGCCGAGGCGGAGACUACCACGCCGUGGCUCUCAGCGAGGACCACAACGCCAAACUCCCCAAGGAAGCUUCGGCGUUGGCACAAGCGCACCCCGGGGAGCCCGACAUUGUCAAGUGCAAGCACGCCAACGCGUGCUACGUGAAAGGCCGGCUGCAGCCCACCAGGGCUUUGGGGGACGCUUACCUGAAGUACUCGGAAUUCAACGGUCGGCCCAACCGCUCAGACUCGAGCGCAGGCCGGUACAUUGCCCCGCCCUAUACGCCGCCUUACAUCACAGCGACGCCGGAGGUGCGUGUAUAUGAAGACAUUUUGGACGACCCAAGUGCGGAGUUUGUCAUCCUUGCCUCGGAUGGCGUCUGGGACCUGUGUUCGAACGAGGAGGCCGUGCGUUUCGUAGGACGAGCCAUCGCGGACGGGGACUCCAUGCACGUAAGCCAGCGCUUGAUCGCGCACGCCCUUCAGUGUCGCGCCAAGGACUUGGGGAUGACGGUGGAGGAACUCAGGGCCCUGCCCCCGGGGAAAUCGCGCCGGUCCAAGCACGACGAUAUGACUGCCCUUGUCAUCAUGCUACAGGGUGGGGCGGCGGGGGUGGAGCCUGAAUGCGCGGCAGCCAAUCCACAGGACGGCAAGGUAGACACCAGCAUCGAUCCGACCAUACCACCGGAAGAGUGGGGAGAGGGGGGAACCGCGAUGGGGUAA